UCUUCUCUAAUAUUUCAAGAUGGUAGCUUUUGAGGUGGAAAUUCCUGCGUCCAUUGUUGCGUCUUUGCACUCCCUCAUGGACGCCCAUCAAACAGGAUUCCGUGGAUUACUCAUGGGUAGAAUAGAGAACUCGUCAGCUAAAUCAAAUUCUGACACACUAGCUGAGAUGCUUAGCAGAUCAGUUCUGAUUAGUAUAACUGGAUGCCUGGUAGUAGAAGAUGACCGCAAUGUAUUUGUCGCUUACAAUCUAGAUAAUGCUGGGCUUGUUCAGCUUGUCAGAGAACAGAUAACAGAUGAAUUUAUAUUGCAAGGCUUGGCACCUAUCGGAGUUGUAAAGUUUAGUCCUGGUGUUGAUUCUCCUUCACUUAAGGAUAUUCGGUUUACUCAUCAGAUGCAUCUUCUAGACGGGGGAAAAAAGAAGAUUUUGUUCCAUAUUUACGGAGAAAAUUCUGUGGACGCAUUGACUUACAAGACUAAGAUCUUAUUGCUGAGUGGUGAAGAGCAGUGGGAACAGAUUACUCAAGUUAAUGUUCCUGAUCUUGGUCAACCUUUAGAUCCCCGGUAUAUGCCUCAUCUACCCUACCCUUUACUCACAGAAAGAACCAGUCUUGAAUCUGGUUUCCAAAGGAACGAAGUUCUUGUGUCUGAACUAUCUGACUCCUACAAUCUGCUAAAUAAAAUGGCAGAGGAACUAUUCUCUAUGCACUCACUGGCAUAAUACUGAGCCUGAAAUUUAAAA
Molecule: messenger RNA, 739 nt
Organism: Eurytemora carolleeae
Lineage: Eukaryota; Metazoa; Arthropoda; Copepoda; Calanoida; Temoridae
Exons: 9
Coding region: 20-718 (232 amino acids)
Source: RefSeq, a predicted model, not a curated record